UGUUCGCAGUUGGACGCGCACGCAGCACUAAUUAGAAUAUUAUUUUUACAAGUUCUUUACAUCAUUUAAAAAAAAGUUCAAAUUUUGAAGUGUUAUUUUAAUUCAGUUAAUUUCAAAAGAUAAUAUUCUCCGCGGGCGGGCGUGAUACUAACUAGCUUCAAGAGCCUGUUGAUUGAACACUCUCUCUCACGUGAAUUAGCAGUGCGUUGAAAUCAGUCCCUUGGUGAAAAGGAAACAGCCUCUCCCUGGUCAGGAUCAAUUGACAGGACGAAAUUCAGCACUGUCAAUCGGACUGGUUGCGAGUGUGUAUUGGUAAUCAGAGCUUGCUGCUGCAUCAGCACAACAUAAAAAUCGUGAACCCCAUGAUCGCAGCAAGGCUGGAAACAAGAGACGAAACGCACACAUCCGGUCCGCUGUGCUCACACCAAAGGUCGGAAAUGUGAUUUCAUAGCAAGAGACGACGAAACUGUCAAACUUGAAACAAAAGAAUCUGCCGACGAAAGUGUCGAUCUGAACGAGCUUGUUUUUUUUUGCUAUCAGUUGGAUAGCGAACAGUGAGAUAAGAUUUAUUUUUCUGCGUGUGCAUUUUUCGCUUUCUCGACAAAGGUGUGAAUUAAACAACAGUCUGUCUGCAUUGCGUUUGCACAAAUGUUAGCAAAUGUGAACGUCGCUGUGCUGUGAAGGGGCUUAGAAACAAAAUAUAACACAUAUCGCUUGGUUGUGUGAAGCAAAAGCAAAAGCCCAGUGCGACGAGGAGGCUGCGAAAGAAACAGGAAAACGGAAUUGUUGGUGUGAGUGUUGCAAGAAAUAAGUGGCAGAGGCAACAGCAGCAACAGGGCGCUGAGCGCUGCGUUCGAACCUUUGCGAUCGAUCGAUUCAAAAGUAUAGGUAUCACAAUUGAGAAGGAAAAAAAAGUUCGAUUAGUAAACAAAACGCUCUGACAAGACAAGUCUUUCCCCGAAAUUGCCCUGAUCGAGUGAAGAAUUGAAUAUUCAGCGGGACCCCCCCUUUUUGCCAGCAGCAGGAGCUUCGAAUGUUUCCGAAGCGGUCCGUCGAACGUUUCUUAAAUGUUUCCUACGGCGCGUGUAAGUGUGUUUACAUUGGAGCUUGCCUUGGAAAUUAACAUAAGUCCCGACAGCAUUUGAGCAAAAUAUAGCCGUUGCAGUGUAGAAGGCAAAUAUCAAGCAGGUAUUCAAGUGUCAAAAGUUAAGCCACCGCAUCGAAACCGAAAGUUUUUUUUUGAUUAGUUGUUGCGGUUCUAUUGUUGUAUUUUUGGGCUCUGUUUUUUUUUCUGAAGAAGUGUGGUGUUGAGGAUUGAGUUAUACCUCUAGCGAUCAAACAAGUGUACAAGUGAGCAAAUAACGGUGGUGAUAACGAAGACGACAACGGCAAACGCCACUAUGUUACUGCCGGAAGGUUUUCGACACGUCGGUGAUGGUCGUCUGGAUGUGGACGACAGCCGGCUGCAGCAGCUGCGGGUCCAGCAGGACCUGGCCGAAAUCUACGACAUCGAGGAGAGCUGGUUUGCAAAAGGAAAGUACGGCAUCGUGCGGCGAGCGGUCGACAAGAAAACUGGCGUCAACUACGCUGCCAAGUUUCUGCGCCGACGGCGCCGUGGCCAGUGCUGUGCCAAGGAAAUCAAUCACGAAAUAGCAGUGCUGAUGCUGUGCGCCAACUCACAUCACAUCGUGCGGUUGCACGCGGUUCACGAGACCCGCUCGGAGACGGCACUGAUUCUGGAACUCGCUACCGGUGGCGAACUACAGACACUAAUCGACAGCAAAGGGCAGCUUUCGGAGGCGAAAACACGGACCUGUAUGCGGGAAAUUUUGCGUGCUCUCCAUCAUCUCCACGAACAGUCCAUUGCCCAUCUGGACUUGAAACCGCAGAACAUUCUGCUCAGUGGAGACGAUGUUGAAGAAGGACUCAAACUGUGCGACUUCGGUAUCGCGCGUAUUGUCGAGGAUACGGGCAAGAUAUACGAGAUUCUCGGCACACCGGAUUACGUGGCCCCCGAGGUGCUCCACUACGAGCCGCUAUCGUUGCGGACCGACAUCUGGUCGAUCGGGGUGCUGACGUACGUCCUUCUUACCGGAUGUUCACCGUUCGGCGGGGACAACAAACAGGAAACGUUCCUUAAUAUAACCAAAUGUUUACUCACCUUCCCGGAGGAACUGUUCGAGGAAGUGUCGAUGGAUGCGAUUGAUUUUAUCCAGAGUGCGCUUCGAAUUAAGCCGAAGGAGCGCCCUACAGUCAUGGAGUGUCUUGAGCACCGAUGGUUAAAGGAAGACAGUUUAAGCUUUGCCAGUGAAUUGUUGGCUGCCUCCGUUGUAGUAAAACUACAAUCAGACCCCACGGAACAAGCCCGGUCCUGCCCAGCAAUCACUUCGGUUGUAGAAGAAACGACUUUACCCGAAGAGCAAGUGGUCGAAGUGGUGUAUAUCAACGGUCAUAGUCACAGUAACGGUACUGGCAGUUCCGAGGAACCCGUUGUCAAUGGCGAGCAACCGAAACAAACAGCCGAGGAAGAGUUGGAUGAUGAAGCGGAAACGAACAAGGAAAACGUUCUAGUACAAAGUGCAGCUCAACAGCAGCAACCGUUGGCCAGUGUGGUGGAGAUUGUCAGUGUUUCGUUGUUUCCGGACGCACCAACCACUCCGAAAGUCAGUCGAAAGGCGCCCCCUUCCGAGCAGCAACAGAAUGGUCAGCUGAUUCACCACAACCACCAGAAUGGCCAUCAUCACCAUCACCUACACCAUCACAGUCAUCAUCACAACAACGUGGUCAUGGUGAGUAGUAGUAGGCAAACGUGCAACGGUACGGCUACUAGCAACGUGACAUCGUUGACGGCGACGACGACGACACCAUCGAUGCCGGCAGUAGCUUCGACAACAACAAGCUCCCCAUCAGUAGUCAAAGCAUACGUACAAAAGUUCCAGCAACAACAACAACAACAACAACAACAGCAACAACAGCAGCAGCAUCAGCACCAGGAAUCCGCAACGGCAACGGUGAUGCUUCCGAUGGAAAACGGUUUCUGUGCUGCAGCGGCCGCAACUCUGUGUUGCCUGAAGUGUGGCGAAGAAACGGGCACCGGAGCGACAGCAGCCGGAUUGGCAGUGGCCGUAGCCACCGUUGCCAGCCGGAAGACGCUUCAGUGCGGUGACAAGGGUAUCAUCUGCUGAGAACCGGUUCCCGGCGGGAGGCCACUUACUGUCACCGGUGGCCGCAGCUGGAAGAGCUAGUAGCAGUAGUAGUAGUGUUUGUUGUUGGUUAGAAAGGGGUGUUGUCGUCCCCUAUUCUCAAACACCUUUUUGUUUUUGAUUUUCCCCGGUUGAUUGACAAUAAGGUUUGGGGACGCUUGAUGCGUUACCCGGAAGGACUUGUACUUGUACUUAAAUCGAACCCAACGGUUGAACCAGCCAACAGUUGCCGGAAGAUACUACAUGAUAAGUGAGAAACAGCAACAACGCGUGAGUGCGAAUGGGUUUCUCUAGGCCAAAUUCUACUCGGUAUUCGACCUGUACAUACGUUGUGCUUAUCAGAAGAACAAAAAGCGAUCGCGAGCUCUUUUUUUUAGGGUGUAAGAAAGUGGUUCGCUACUAUAAUCAUUAUUUGUUCUAUUUUUGUUUUGCUAAGAGAAGAUUUAUAUUGAAUUUGAUUCAGGUUCAGCCACGGUUUCAAAACUAGCCCUAAACAACGAGAGAACUGGAUAUCUCUGUUCCGAAACAAUAUGUAAUUGAAAAAAACAUGCCUAGAAAAGAACAGUUUGCAGUGAAACAGCGAGUUGUAGUUGAAUAGUAUUAAUGAUUUCUAUUUUUUUUACGAUCAUGGAAUUUGUGUAACAAUAAAUUUGUUAUUUUUUUCUCUACUAGACAGCUCAAACUAUUCUGGUGGAAUUAUAUGUGAGUGGAGUGAGAGGAAAAAUCGGUCGAAUAGAGUAGGCAGAAAUAUCAAAGCUAUUUUCGACUAUUGAUCAUGUAUUAGCAGACGUUGGAGUCACACAGUUUUUGAUUCAUUCAUGGUGAAAUCUGGAAAUGAUUUUCAAGUGCGAAACAUUGAUGAUGGUGUAUGCUCUUAUUUUUGGAAGUUUUGUCAUACGAUAAAAUUCCAUUCCCUUUAGUGGGAACCGAAUGUAGCACACACUUCCGAUCACUCUGUUGCAGCAAACUUCACACUGUAAAGCUUGCUUCAGAUAGAAUUGGAACAAAGACAAUUGCCUGUAUUUCAGUUAUUUAUUAUUGAAUUCAAGAUCUUUUUUAUACAAAUGUAGCGUUUUCUUUACACUUUUAAGAAAAAAUACGGAUAAAAUUAUUCGUCACGGUUUCGAAGGAAUUCUCGAAUUUUUCCUGUAACACGGCUCAUUGGGCGGCGCACACCUUCUUCGUCCAUCGUUUUAACCAUCUUAUUCCACCAGGUCGUCAUCUGAUUGAUGUCUUUGACAACCUUUCCCUUUGCCUUGAGUCUCAUUUUCAUGAUUGCCCAGUAUUUCUCAAUAGGGCGGAACUGGGGACAAUUGGGUGGGUUAAGGUUUUUCGGAACAAACUGGACCCCUUCUUCUGCAUACCAUUCUUGAACGACUUUGCUGUGAUGACAGCUUUCCAAAUCUGGCCAAAACAUUACGGGAUGGUCGUGGGAUCGAAUGAACGGCAAAACUCGUUUUUGGAGACACUCUUUUUGGUAUAGUUCCGAUGUCAUUGUUUAUUUGUAACGAAAACUUUCGUUUUUUUUGCCACAGCUGCAAAUGCCCUGCUAAAUUAUAAAUUUUCUUGCAAAUUUGUCGGUAAAAACAAAUUUAAAUUUGGCUGGAACAUCCCCCCGAGCUGUUGCCAAGUAAAAUUUUUGAUCUGGGAUUUACCCGAAGUCAGCCUCAGAGAUGUCUAUCUCCUCUGUGUGACGAAGAGCAAGCAAAAUUUCUCCCCUCGCACUGACAACUUCAACGAGAGCUCUUCUCUUUCACAUUUAUACACCACUGUUGUGUAAGUGUGCACGCAUCAUGAGUGCGUUUGUUUAUUUCCUUUUACCUCUUCCACUGAAUCGCACCAAAGUGCUAGAGCAUUAGCUAAUAAAUUCUCUGAGGUGGAUGCAGAUACUUUCACAGAGGUGUACACGCCGGUGAGCACUCUGCUGUAUGGUUUUCGUAGAUGAAGCGUGGACACGCAAAAUCAGCAAAAUAAAACAAUUUAUCGUAAAAUUUUCGGUUUUCCUUGCAAAUUUUUCAUAGCAAGGCCAGAUCUACUCUCUAUUAAUUGAAGUUCACAGAAGUGUUCGCUCACAAUCACGCGCCAGUGGUCACUUGGGUGUAUUUAGACGAGAGCGCGUGUGAGCGAUUCAUGCGAAGAGAAUGUGUUUCACUCGCGCCAGCUGCUUUAACCACAAGCACACACUCAAAUGCUGUCUAUUCGACACUGAGAAGAAGUGCGCUUUCCUCUUUGUGCGGAGCUUCGUUUUUUUCAUCCUCGGUGUGGCAGAAAUCUGACUCUAGCGUUUAUCACUCUGGUGGAAUGCCAUCUCUGGUCAGCCUUGACAUAGGUUUCAUCGUCCAUCAGAAGACACCCGUCGAACUUGGUCAGCACCUGGUCAUAUUGUUUCCGAGGACGAAUUUUGACCACACUAUUCUGUUUUAUGAUCCCAUUUGGCUGUUUGCUAACUCGAUACAACUUGAUUCCUUCCCGGAGUCGAGUUCUCCUCACGGUACUAUGGGCAGCACCGAAUUUUCUGACCAAAGCACGGUCCGACAGAUUAGGAUUCCUCUUAAUCGUAUUCAAAAUCUUACCACGCAGUUUCCGCUCGACAGUUCCAAUCCGGCUAUUGGCUUGAGGCUUCGAAUCGUCGUCAAUGUUUCCUUAUACCGUUUGAUAACGCGCCUUACGGUAUUGCUGGGAAAUUUCAGCUGUUUAGCUAGCCUAGAUGCAGACCACAAUGGAUUUUCAAAAUAACUGUGCACAAUUUUUUCCCAUCUUUCGGCUUUCAUGUUGAUUGUUUACUAAGUACAGUUGAUUUGCGGAAUGUCAAAAAUCAUACGUGAAGCUGACAAAAUUCCCGACACGUGGGCGCCAAGAACUUCCAAAUCCGUCCACCAAGAGCGCCACAAUAUGAGCAAAAGUUUGUUCCAAUUCUAAAUGAAGCAAGCUUUAUUGAUCUGGAUUCCGAACCUGAAUUUUGCAACUGAAUUCUGAGUCUGUUCCCGGUUACGAAGGUUUCGAAUCCAAGUUUUUUAGUACAGUUCCACUUUCUGAUCCAGGUCCACAAUUUAGGAUCUGGUGUACUGCCGUUCUACGUAUAAUUGUGCCAUAUUCUACACACUUAAAUUUUUUAGCUGAGUCUCGGCAAAAAAAUGCCGAGAUUCGCACAGCCGAGUAAUCAGCAAUCAUCUCGGCAAAAAUAAAAUUACUGAGCGUCUCGGCACCCUCAAAUUUGACAAACGUCAAAUAUUGCCGAAAUCGUCAGCAUAAGAUUUACUGUUUGCUCAGUGAAACGUUCACUGAAUAUUCGGCAAUCCAAUAAAACGAAAAAAUGAAAAAAUUAAUUACAGAAUCAUCAGUAAUUAAAAAUCUAGUCAAUUAAUUUUGUUUGUAAUUUCUCAACAUUAUAAACACGCCAUUGGGGAUCAAAAAUUCAUUUUACUAACACUAAAAGGAGGCUUAUGAAUUUGUUGCCAGUAGUGCUUAAAGCCUCUACCUGAAAACAUGUAGCAUAAAAAACAGCGGCGUUUCCAGAUGCGACAACCUUGAGUCGAGCUGGAAAUAUGAAAAUAAAAAUAUAUAUUGAUUUUUGGCUUACAAAAAUGUUCAAUAUUUAAUGAUGCAUAUACGGUAUUGUUCAAAAAAUAAACUUACUUUGAUCUAUUGAAUUAUUCCAUGCAUUGGGUUAUUUUUUCGCAUAUCCCCCAAAGUUUUGUCUCGAGGACGCCUUGAGCCCCGUGUUGGGUGUUUUUCCCUUAUAAUCGCGAGUGCUCUGAUAAAGUCGCUUUUUAGAAAAGCGAAACAUGUCACUAUAUUUAUUCAAUAUUUUUACUUGCAUGUGGUUCCACGCUUCUUCGAAGAUUAUCCAUUUUUUCACUCGAGAAUUUCAUCAGAAAAUAAUCGCACAAUGCGAAGCGAAAAUGUAACGCGGCAAUAAAUGACAGCUGUCGUGCUGAAUCUCGGCAACAGCUAGCGCAUAUUCCGAAAUCUCGGCAAACGUCUCUGCUGAUGUCGGCAUAUCUGUUGUUUACUGAUAAAUUCAGCAAGCAAUUAUGCCAAAUUUCGGCAAAGUGAAGCAUUUUACCGAAAUAUCAGUGAAUGCAUUUAACGAAGUUCAGAAACAUGCGUAUUGAUUACUGAGCAAUCAGCAAAUUUACGUGUUGCUGAUCAAUUUCGGCAUUUUAUUAUGCCGAGCUCAAGAAAUGGUUUUAAGUGUGUAUAGGAUUAGGAUAUAGGGAUAUAUGAUUCCUGUAUGUAUAAGACAGUUAUGCGUAGAACGGCAGUGUAGAUAAAUAAAUAAUGGCAAAACGAACUCAAUAGUUGUAAACAUCGGAUAAAUUCCAUUCCAUUUUAGAACCAUAAAAAACAAUCCCCAAAACAAUGCACUUUUCCUCUGCAAAAAGAAAACUACUGUAACAUUGUUUGUUGUAAUAUAUACACUCUUACCAGUCUCUACCUAAUUUUGGGUAGAAACCUAAAGUGCAUUUCCGCAUUUCUCCAUAGUAACGAGUGAUGACCUCAAUAUUUGGGUAAAUGCAAGAUUACCCAAAGCGUUUUCAGGGCAACUUUGGCAAUGUUCGCUACGAUUUGAAUUCCAAAGUUUGAGUAGAUAAUGAUUUAGUUUCUACCCAUUAUGAGCUCAUAAAGAAAAAUCAGUUAUUUAUCUAAAAUGUGGGUGGUACCCACAUUUUUCCUACUUAAUUUUGGGUAGUUCAUAGAAAAGUUCGAGAAAAUGAGCAGAAGUUCGUUGCUUACUGUUAGUUUUUGAAGGGAAUGAGAUCAAUUUAAAGGAAAAAGUUUCAUGAUAGGAUAGUAGAGAAAGUGAACAAAAUUGUUCGUAACAAGGAAAAACAUAGAAAAAAAGUAGUCAUGGAGUGAAGAUGAAGUGUUGCCAAAAUCUAAAAAAAAAAAAUACAAAAACCAACACAAUUUAUGAACAAGCAAAAACUGAAAAAAACACUAGCCAUCAGUUCAUUGUUUUCGCAAAAAAACUAGACUUGGCUUCGAAUUGAAAAUCUGUUUAUCCAGAAGAAAAAUGAAUCAAACAAUCGACCCCCGACAAAAAGCAGACGACUCAAGCUUCGUUCAAGCAUUGAUAAAAAGAAACAAAGCAUUUAGAUAGAGCCAUUGCAUAUCGAAUUAGUAGCAAACAGUAGAAUAGAACGAAACUAGGUAAAUUAUUCAAAGAUUAUUCAAAUCGCCGAACUCUUAUCCGAAAGCAACUGGAAAAGCAAUACUCCACGACAUACCGCCUCCCCCCUCUGCCUUAGCUUAUCGCUGUUUGAGAAAUGCAAAUGCAAAAUAAACAUAGUAGAGUUUAAAUCCGUGUUAUCCGGCUUAAAAUGGAAUUGAAAAAAAUAGAAUCAACGAACCGUUGUUUAGGAAAUUUUUCCGUUAAUAGGCAUUGUUGAGUGAAGUUUGGAAUUGGUCCAUUCUUUGUGACUGGAUGGUGGACAGUGAGUGUUUAUGUGUGUGCGUGUGUGUUAUUUGUAUAUUUCAUGUUUGUGAGUGUGAAAUUCGGGAAUUGACGAUAGCUUUUAAAUUAAUAUGUUUUAGAAUAAACAAAAAUAUGUAAUCUUAACUAGUUCCUAAGUUUUACCAACUCUCACAAACGGUUUUUUAACUUAUUUUGUCGUCUACACUUCUGAGCAGCGAACAUGCGAACAAACUUCAAUGUAAAACUAUGACUAUCGAUUGUAAUCUUACUUAGUUAGAUGAAUUUCCUUUUCUUCUAUUGAUACGCCUGCGUUGUACAUAUACAAAACAAAAAAACUAAGAAAGCAGUAGCAGUCUACGUCUACUUUCUAGCUAUUUAAGCAAAACUCCAGUCGUUAGUUUUUUAAAGUCCCCUCAUUUUCUCUUGAACUCUUAUUUUAACCUUAAUUUUGUGUUAAGUGACGAUUCCCGGUGUUCCCGCAUUUAACGGAUUUGCACUGCGUCGGAUUCUGUUGUGACAAAAUAUUAAUAAAUAAAUAAAUAAAUAAACAAGUUGAAUUGAAGGUGUGAUAUGUCGGUGACAAGUGGAUGUUAUGAAACAGAAUAAGGUAUAAAACGUAUCGCGCAGUCAUCCGAGAAUCGAUAGGAACGAAAAUAUCAGUGUACAUUCUGGAAAAUA
Molecule: messenger RNA, 9300 nt
Organism: Malaya genurostris
Lineage: Eukaryota; Metazoa; Arthropoda; Insecta; Diptera; Culicidae
Gene: Drak
Product: death-associated protein kinase related
Exons: 5
Coding region: 1401-3185 (594 amino acids)
Biological process (GO): protein phosphorylation; positive regulation of apoptotic process; intracellular signal transduction
Cellular component (GO): nucleus
Molecular function (GO): protein serine/threonine kinase activity; ATP binding
Source: RefSeq, a predicted model, not a curated record